CGCAACUUCACCGUCACCAGCAAUGCUCUCCUCGCUGGCAAAGCCGCUGCGUGCGGCAUGCCCUAGCGCAUCACUCGCGGGGCCCAGCACCAUCGCAAAACGCACCGCCGCCUCGGUAGCCCCGCCGUACGCCUUCCCAGGCAAGGCCAUGCCUCGCAAAUACCCGGAGCGCAAACGGUUCAAGGUGGACGAGUACACCCGCCUGCUGAGCUCGAGCAAGACGCACCCGCUCAUCCUCUUCCGGCACAUCGACUUCUCCGUCCCGCGGCUGCUCCAGCUGCGCAAGGACAUCGCCGCCGCCGCGCUCAAGCACGCCCCGAAACCGAAGCCCUCGCUCGCCGCGCUCACGCCCGCGCGCCCGCAUCCACACCCGAACUCCCCUGCUCCACCACCACCACUCCCGCAGUUCGUCAUCGCGUCGACGGCCUUCUUCGGCGUCGCGCUGCGACAGCACCCCGACUUUGACGACACCGCGCGCGAGGCGAUCGCCCAGAUGGCAGGCGGCACGCUCGCGGUGCUGACCUUCCCCGAGCUGAACCCGCCGCAGCUGCUCGCGGUGCUCGCGGCGGUCGCGCGGGCGGUGCCGCCGCGCGGCGCGCGCCCCCGCGCCGCGCCCGACCUCGCGCUCGUGGGCGCUGUCAUCGAGGGCCGCGCGGUCAGGGUCGAGGACGUGCGGAGCGUCGCGCAGCUCCCGGACCUGGAGACGUUGCGCGCGCAGAUCGUCGGGCUCCUCAGCGCGCCGGCUGGGCAGCUCUCGGCGGUCCUUGGUGAGGCGGGCGGGGCGAAGUUGGCGAGGACGUUGAAGGGUCUUGAGAAGAGCUUGGAGGAGGGUCAGUCGGAUGCGCCGCCGCCGUAG
Molecule: messenger RNA, 856 nt
Organism: Phanerochaete carnosa HHB-10118-sp
Lineage: Eukaryota; Fungi; Basidiomycota; Agaricomycetes; Polyporales; Phanerochaetaceae
Exons: 2
Coding region: 23-856 (277 amino acids)
Biological process (GO): translation
Cellular component (GO): mitochondrial large ribosomal subunit
Molecular function (GO): structural constituent of ribosome
Source: RefSeq, a predicted model, not a curated record